Molecule: messenger RNA, 958 nt
Organism: Nerophis ophidion (straightnose pipefish)
Lineage: Eukaryota; Metazoa; Chordata; Actinopteri; Syngnathiformes; Syngnathidae
Gene: folr
Product: folate receptor
Exons: 5
Coding region: 167-895 (242 amino acids)
Cellular component (GO): external side of plasma membrane
Molecular function (GO): signaling receptor activity
Source: RefSeq, a predicted model, not a curated record
UAGACAGACUUUAGACUUUGGAAACCUAUUUGUCGUGACAUUAGACGACCAUCAUCUUUGGUCACAUUCUCUUGCAAACACUCCAACUCAUACACACGUUUAUGCAAGUGUGUUUACACAAACUUUCUUGGGCUUCAGAAGGAUCUGCAGACACUUGACACGAGACAUGUGGGUUGUAGCUGUAGCCCUGCUGCUCACCCUCUGCAGUGGCUCACUUUCUCUGGACAAACUCAACAUGUGUAUGGAUGCUAAACACCACAAAGUCGAGCCCGGCCCUGAGGGACAACUUUACCUUCAGUGUGCUCCAUGGCGUGACAAUGCGUGUUGUACUGCAAACACCAGCACUGAAGCGCACGACGACAACUCCUACUUGUACAACUUCAACUGGAACCACUGUGGCGCUAUGAGCCCAAAGUGCAAGCGACAUUUCGUCCAAGACACUUGCUUCUAUGAAUGCUCACCACACCUGGGGCCCUGGAUUCAAGAGGCGGAUGAGAAUUGGCGCAAGGAGCGAAUCUUGAACGUGCCGCUUUGUUUGGAAGACUGCAAUGACUGGUGGGAGGACUGCAAGGACGACAUGACGUGCAAGACUAAUUGGCACAAGGGAUGGGACUGGAGCACAGGUGUCAACAAAUGCCCUGAAGGCAGCAAGUGCAGAAAAUGGACGGAUGUUUUCCCAACAUCCAAGUCUAUGUGUGAGCAGAUCUGGUCAAACUCCUACCUUUAUACUACGUACUCCAAAACGUCAGGGCGGUGCAUGCAGCUCUGGUUCACGGGCUCAAACCCCAACAAGAAGGUAGCCGAGUAUUACCUCAACAAUGCACAACAACGUCGCAGUUUGGCCGUGACAUCGCUGCUCUUCCUGGCAAUCUCAACUCUUUCUGUACUGACUUGAAAAAAACAAAAACAUUCUUCUUCUCAAGUUUUCUGGAGGAAGCAAUAAAGUUUACUUUGAUUA